AUGCUAUGCUCGCCCCUCGCCGAGCCGCUGAACACCCGUCCAUACCACGACGGACUCAGACUGGAUACCUACAAGGAGCAACCUAAAGCCCUCAAAACGACAUACGAAGACUGCGAGCCCGACUUUGGCAUUGCAAACGGGAUCGGUCGAACGACAGUCUUCUAUAUUUGGCUGCACGGUAACGGAACACCAUCCGAUAGCGAGCUAAGCGCCUUUCCAGCCCUAAAACCAUCUACAAUCCCGGAGAGUGAAGAGGCGUCCUGGAUUGCGACGAACGAGGCAGCACGAUACGGUGUCUCAGCGAUUUUCAAUCUCGCGAAUAUUCGUCAGUAUCUUGACUAA
Messenger RNA from Aspergillus saccharolyticus JOP 1030-1, 342 nucleotides. RefSeq names its product polysaccharide lyase family 26 protein. Bases 1 to 342 code for a protein of 113 amino acids. The transcript has 2 exons. The record is from RefSeq and is a predicted model, not a curated record. Lineage: Eukaryota; Fungi; Ascomycota; Eurotiomycetes; Eurotiales; Aspergillaceae.